Messenger RNA from Bactrocera dorsalis (oriental fruit fly), 9910 nucleotides. RefSeq lists its product as uncharacterized. Bases 1416 to 7370 code for a protein of 1984 amino acids. NCBI's taxonomy places the organism in Eukaryota, Metazoa, Arthropoda, Insecta, Diptera, Tephritidae. Gene Ontology annotation, biological process: G protein-coupled receptor signaling pathway. The transcript has 14 exons. Gene Ontology annotation, molecular function: G protein-coupled receptor activity. Gene Ontology annotation, cellular component: membrane. The record is from RefSeq and is a predicted model, not a curated record.
AGUUAACACGUGUCCUCCAAGUUGAAUGCAUCGCACGUGAGAUGAUCACCGCCGACGUUUCUUAACUUUCACUUUUGCAUUGCGGACUCGUGGAACCGCCUUGUAUGUGGAGUAAUCGGCCGGUGCGCCGAAACUCACCACACGCACGCACGCCGAAGUGCCGAGCGAUGAGGGCGACGACGGGCGAGAUGCCGCCAAUGGCAGACGCAUGUGUGGUGUCUAAGCGUGGUAUUUUGCUGGUGUCAAGACGGUCAAUCGUUUCAGUUUAGUUCGUUGAAAGGCGCGUCGCGAUGCAGUUGUGUUCCCAAGUCGCGAAGAUGGCAUUCAGCAAACAAACAAAAUGAUAAGCAAACAGUGCAUUGGUGCGGGCCAGACAGUUACUAUUCAAAUUGUAUUGGGCGCUCUCUCGGGUGUUUCUUACAGAGUUGUGGAUUAAAAUUUAAAAAGUCGUUAAAUAAAAUAUAUUCAAAUUAAAUACUUAAAUUCAUGCUAAAAUUCCAACAGUGCAGUGCUUCAAACUUGGAAGUGAGUGCUUGCUACCAAUGCUUCUGUGCAUUAAUUGUAAGAAUUAUCGAAAAAAUAUAGAGGAAUAAAUCCUUAAAUGAAAAUAAAAAUAGAAUAAUUGAAAAUUUAGUGAAAAGUGUAGUUUAAAUGUAUAGUUUAAUAUUUUAUUAGCGUCAAAAUAAGAAAGUGCAGUAGUAAGAAAAUAAUUAAUUUAAUAAACUAAAAAUUCAGAUACAAAUGUUUGGCUCAGAAAGUUGCAUCUAACUUUUUUCUUAAAUAAAUCCGUAACUGACUUCCGGCCUAUAUUGCCACCACGCUUUUCGCCAAUUCUCCUCUCCCUAACGCGAUUGCUCGGCUGCUGGCAAACGAUUGGCGUUUAAUAGCCGUUUAUCCAGAAUUUAAUUUACGCAAUUGAUGUGCCAUGAACGAGGCAACCAUGAACCCUGACCACAUAGUGUCAACACAUCAGGCAACGAUGAUGCCGCUUCUGCCGCGCUCGCGAAAUGAUGACGCCAGCAGCAGAUGAGACCGCGACAAGAGCAAUUAAGCACUCAUUGGAUUUGUUAUUGCACCAAUUAAGUGCGCCAUUAAAAGUAUUAAAGAAGAAAGUCCGCAUUAAACGCGAGCGGAAGAGAUAGUGGAAAUAGCUUAAGUAAAGCCAACCACAAAUCCGACUGAGGUACCUAAGUCAAAGCAGAAAGCCAGAGGAGCAGAGAAGCAGAGAAGCAACAAAGUAGAGACAGCUAAUGUUGUAAGUAGCAGCACCUUGAAGCAGACUACAAGCGAGUGAAGCGUCUGAAACCUCGCGCUUCCAACAAUUGAGAUUCCCCCUCACAAACGCACAAAUAGAAUCUACAAGCUGUAACAUUAAAUAAUUAGUGGAUACAUUCCAAAUAGCAAUCAGCAAAACGAUGUGGACUCGCACAGCUUACCAGCGGCCGUUGGUAUUGCUGAUGUUGUUGUUGCAAACAUGCUCUGACUUCAAUUUGCAUGCGGAUGCUGGUGUUGCCGCGUCCCCCGCAGUGCUGCAGUCCGCCGAGGCGGAAGUGAACUCCGAGCACACUGACCUAUAUAACAUCCGCCACGGACGCUCCAAGGUGCGACACUCCAACGAGAAGGAUCAUCUCCUUUGGGCCAUGCGACCACAAAACACGCCAGCAGGAAACGAUAAUGCCAAAGCAGCCGUUAACAUCCGACCACAAGGUGCGGGCGGAAGGAGUAUCACCGCAAAUACGUCACAAAACGCCGCGGAUGCAGCAAGCAGUGACAUUAUAGCCAGCGACUACGAUAAUGAGUUGAUGUCCGGUGCUGCAGAAAGCAUUGCGUAUAACCUAACUGUGCGUCAGAGCAGGAUAACAGCUCAACAACUCAGCGAAAAGCAAAGUCGGUUGGGUGGACUUUGGAGCAUCGAUGCGGACAGUAGCAUACAAACGGGCAAUGGACAUUUAUUCGGCAGUGAUUAUUGGCGAAACUCGGAUGCGAAUGGCUCUUUGAUAAGCUCGGCGGAAAUUAACCCGGCGCAGCGAGCGCAAUCUGCCACACAUGCAAUGCCAGAAAGGCGGUCACAUUCAAUUGCCACCGCGGCACUGAAUUCAGCUAUUAAACGAAAACACACUGAAAACUCACACAUAUCGCUGGAUUAUUCCCACCAAGCUGCGAAAACCACCGACACGCCAGAUGCUGGUCCUGGUGGGCUCGCCACCACGGAGGCGCCAGUGACACAUCGCAUACGCAAACUGCAUAUGAAGAAGAUAAUGGAGAGCAUACGCAACAGCGCCGACAAAGGUCUCGGUGUGAAGACAUCGAAGAGCCAUCAUCGCAGCCUCAUGACCGCCGAACAGCUGCAGGGUAGGCCAAUGGAUGUGGAGCUACUAAGUGGUCAAGAUAGUGCUGCGGACGACACAGACAUGCAGGAUGAUGACAGUGUGGAGGACAAUGCCGACAGUGACGCUAUUAACAGCAGCGUAGAUGAAACUGCCACCGAUGAUGAAGAUGCGGACGGAGUCAGAGAUUUGAACAGCCGCAGUGAUGAACAAGACGCGGAUAGCGAUAACGGCACGGCUGGUAAUGAGGACGCUAGUGAUGAAAGCAAUGCCGAAGACAUGGCCAGCAUCGAUGGAAGUGAAGACGCUAGCGAUAACAUAUUGCCAUCCGACAUGGAUGGCAGCAGCGACAGUGACGGCGCAUUGAAUGAGGUUUUGCAAUUAGCAGACGAAUUAGAUAUAUCCGUCAAUUCCAUGGAGGAUGUCUACCAAAACGACGAAUACAUGACGACAACCUCAAGCUAUGUAACCACAAGAGCCGCGGAGAGUGCUGAGCUCACUGAGCAGGCUGCAACAUCACCUACACUUUUGAGUGGUGGAGCAAAUGAACUCGUCACCAAAAUGCUCAACGACGGUGCUAUUGUUAAGACCAUCACAAGCGCUCCUAUGGAGCCAAAAAAGGCAACAACGAAAUUGCAACUCGUACAGAAAACUAUAACACCAACAAAACUAACGUUGCUGCCGACAAUCGCAACAAAGGAUUUUGUGCAACCGAAACUCGCAACCAUAAGGAAGUGGAAAAAUCAGACUCAGUCUGUGGCGCACCAAAAUGAAAUUUCCACAAACGAGCGAAGCGCGUGGCAUGAUGCUGGCGGUGGAGCGUCAUGGAGAGGCAGUUUAAAUGAGCAUGACUCUGUUAAUACGAAGAUAGCUGAUUCGAAACCUAAAGACCUCGUUUAUUCGCAUGAGGUGCAUGACGCAAUUGAGGUGUCGCAGUUCGAAAGCGCUGAGGCCAGCAACGAGACGGCACCAUUUGCUGACGAAGACAAUGCAACUUUGAGCACUCUGGAGCCCAUUAAAAGUGGAGCGGAGGACCGAGAUGUCAUCUGGUUAAACAGUAACUUUUCGCAAGAGCCCAAUCAGUUAGCGAGCACGAGUGUCGGUGGUGUUGGCUUGGACCGACAGCAGUCUUUCGAGAUCGAAGAGAUUAAUUUCGAAAAUGUUGUGCUAGAAAAUGCUGACGACAUAACAAUGGACGACGGCCAUAUGGAUAAUCGUAAUGCGCACGGUUUUCCAGUGAGUAAUACGGGUGAUGUGAGUGCGGAUGUAAAUGGUAGUGAAGAGGACGGUAACGAAACGGAUAACGGUGAAGACGAUGAAACGAAUCGGUUCUUGGCCGGUGUGGUAGAUGCGGCAAACGAAGAUGAGAUUUACGAUUGGGACGAGAUAUCGCGUAAUAAUCGUCGAAAUCUGAUGCGCGGUCGUGACGUCGUAACGAAGUUCUUGCAAAUCGUUGAAACACAACAUUUGCUCGGUGCCAAUUGUGAGGCGGGUACGUCGUUAAAUUUAGGCGAAGGCGUGGUCGAUCGUUACGCGCAGGAUCGCUUUCGUGUUGAAGCCGAAGUGGCGGUGAAUCGGGCGAACAUGUUGACCAGAAUUUUCAAGAUGACUGCACCGGCCGCGCAGGCCGACGUUAAUCUGCUGCACGCUUCCGUGCUUUCGAUGGUCGAAUUCGACGACGACAUUUUUGCCGCUGGCAAUUGUUUCGAUUGGAAUGAGCAUCCUUCGCAGUCGGGACUUUUCUGCCCGUUCGCCUAUCGUCUGCCAGCCCCACACCUGGGCGCUAUACUGGCCAAGGACCUCUCCAUGGAAUAUCAUUAUCUCGGCAACACGUCCGAAUGGUUCUUUCAAGCGCGAAAAAACGCCGAAAAAGUGAUUAUCCGCAACGAGCAAUACCUAAAGUCUUUCCAUCUUUACUCCAACAAAACCGAUGAGCGCGUUGAGGACGACACGCUGGCAGUAAAAUACGAGGACGGGCGCUGGUCCAAGCCUUACUAUGACUGCGGUGGUGGCAAUAUUUGGAUGCUGACGUAUACGGUGCCGUUUUUCGGCUACGAAAAUGGAACAUAUCAUUUCAAAGGAACUUCGGGCAUCGACAUCGACUUGAGGCGUGUGGAUAUCGAUCAAUGUCCGCAGCGCAACUCGCCAGGCACCACACAACCCCUCAACAUAUUCGCCGGCACCGACAAGUGCAAACAGCGCACAACAAUGUGUGAGGCUUUGAAAGGAUUGGGCUUUCGCCGUGGCUCCUACAAAUGUGUCUGUCGCAAGGGCUACUACUUUCCAGACACCAUGUCUUCGCAAAAGUUCUUCAAUGGCAGCCUGCUGGAGGAGGAGUACGAGAAGCUAAUGCUGGGCAGAAACUCCACCUACAACAUCAUCAACGAGUACGAGUGCCUGCCGUGCGCCGAGGGCUGCGAUUACUGUGAGGACGGCUCGCCUUGCAUUGCAGCGCUUAAUUGGCCGAUGCGAACGAGCAUUUUGGUGCUGGCUUGCACCGUCAUAGGUUUGCUGCCGCCGGCCGCGUGGUUCACAUUCCGUUAUCAACAAGUGAAGGUUGUUCGUGCCGCCAGCCCGGCUCUGUUGCGCGUCAUUGCCUUAGGCGCCUUCUUCAUCUACUGCACAAACAUUGUGAUGUACCCCAAUCCGAACCUGUACACCUGCACGGCGCGAAUAUGGCUACGCGAAAUCGGAUUCUCACUGACAUAUGGCGCUUUGAUGCUGAAAACGUGGCGCAUUUCGGUGAUAUUUCGUGUUCGUUCAGCAAAAGCGGUGAAAAUCACAGACGCAGCACUACUGAAGCGGCUCGGCAUUAUUUGCGGUGUCAUUGGAACGUGCCUGCUGGUGCGUACUUUGGUUGCACCGCCCGAUGUUGUGGUUGGCCGCACUGCUGAUGAUCUGAAAGCAUUUUUAUGCAAAACGGAUUACUGGGAUUACACUUUCACAUCGAUGGAGGUGCUAUUUCUCGCCUGGGGUGUGCGCCUGUGCAUUAUGGUGCGGAAGGCGCCGUCCGAAUUCAACGAGAGCCGCUUCAUCUCCAUGGCCAUCUACAAUGAAUUCCUGCUGACCUGUUUCCUCAACGUCUCCAUGCUCUUCCUGCAAUCACCGGCUAAUCCUGACCUGCUCUACAUCAUUUUCUUCUGUCACACACAAUUGACGGUGACACUUUUAUUGUGUUUAAUAUUCGGCAGCAAGGUUUACAUUGUGCUGCGCAGCGGCAAAUCGCAUCAGGAGACCAUCGGCAUGGGCGCCAAGUCCUCCGGCGCCAAAUUCAAUUUUCGUCCACAGGUGCGCACCUUUGCUAAUCCCAGCUCGGUUACCACCUCCACCGUUCCAGUGGCGGGCACCACAUCAGGCGACACAAAACUUUCGGACCAAGAAGCACUUGAAGAAAUCCGACAACUGAGUGUGCAGCUACAGCGCAUUCAAGAGAUGGCGCCGCCGAAAGGUGUUGCCGUUAUGACAAUCUCCAGUCUCUUAGACGGCCUUAAGACGCCAGGCGGUAUGAUUAUGGUCGCUGCCGCCGCAUCGCAGGCGGCCACUUCGAACAACCAACUAACCGUGCGCCCAUAUACGCCUGGCAGUGGUGGCGGUGGCGUAACUGCAAGCAGUGCCGGCGGUGGCGCUUUGCCACUGCUCUCACUCAAUACUGAAAUGGAGAAGUACAAUCAACAGAUGCACACAACGCACAACAACAAUGUUACGGCAGCUGCGGGCAAUGCUGCUAAGCCUACACAACCGAAAACACUAAUGCUGGAGGUGGAGACCAGCACAACCACAAUCGAGGAGUCUUUGUUGGCGCUGCGUGAAGACCGCGCCAUCAAUACAGACUUGACGCGGAGCGAGGACUUCCAUCAGCAAGCGUUGGGCUGUGCGCAGGGGCACAUCAUUUGUACGCGUUGCUUGGUUAUUUCCAAAGAACACUAUUUCAGCUGCCGGCCAUUCACCCCGCCACAUGGCUUAGUGGGUGGAGAUGAUGGUAGUGGGAAAAAACAACGGGGUGGCAAUAGUGAUGGUUGUAAAUAUAGUGGUGCCACUUGUCAACAGCUCGGUUCACCACAGCCGGAAGGCAGCAUCAGCUUUACGAAUAUAAAACUGGAAUGUAUGUGCUCGCAGCCUGACUUGGACAUCGAUGCAGAAGUGGAACUGCCCCUCAGGCGGCGCAUCAAUGUACGCAGCGCGGCCACCAAUACACCACCUUCCACGCGAGGCAGCAGCAAGCGACGCAGUGGCCGCACGAAAACGAGCAGCCCCAGCUUGCAGGAUAUCGGCAGUGAGAGUCUGGGAGCAGACGUGCGCUAUCGUAUAUGUGAUAAUUGUAAAAAUAAGUAUCGUAAUAGCAAUAAGUGUGGCGGUAGAAAGUUCCGAAAAAGUAUCAAGAAUGGACGAAACUCGCGCCAGCUAUCGUCCGCCGCAACAGCAGCAGCUACAAUAAUCAGAGCCGGCGAUGAACGUCAUUCACAAAAGCUCACCUUAGCUGCACGAACUGGCGUUACACAGACGCGUAGCAAUGACCUGCUUGACCGUCAACCGGCGACUGACCAUACCAGCACCGCAGCAUCCGCGAGUCAAAGACAAAAGACGCACUCCACGGACGACAUCAUCUUCUACACAACCACCGAUGAGAGUAGCACCAACAGUGAUGACACUUCAGAUUGCGAAGGCGCGUGUAUUCGGCUGCGAAAUCGACAACGCGAAUUAACUGUUCAAUCGACUUCUGCACUCAGCACAGUAAGCGGCGGUUGUGGCACGUUACACAAAGACGCUGUGGCCACUUCAGAAGACUCUAUGGCGGCAGCGUGUAUAGCGGCAGUGGCGAAUGUUGGCGCUGUGAGUGGAGAAGUUGCAAACAAUGCACACUCGACGGUUGAUGUGCCGCACGAUUCAAACGGCUCUGUUACAAAUGAAGAAGCCAAGCCAAGCUAUGCAGCCGUUGAAGACAACAGCGCGCCAUCUAAUGGCGCUGGGCGUGCAAAGCGGCCCGACAAACUGAUACUCGAUCUGAAUGAUCGCUCCAAGUACACUAAAGAGGUUUCUGUUUAGGUUAUUUUGGUUAGAAAUGUAGGUACUCUCAUGUAAGUUAUGUUAGAGAGCGCUUAGCUAGUCAGGUUUUGUACAUAGAAAUACUAAAUAGUAGAAGAUUAAAGUUUUCUUAAUGAACUUAGUAGAAAUUAAAAAAGUUAAGUGGAAAAGCAUGGGCCUGCACAAUUGCAUAUGCACUCUGACGAUUUGAAAAUGUGUAACUAAAACUAUAAUAAUUACGUGCUACUAAAAAGAAGUGGGAGCAUGUUGAAUACUCAGUAGGCUUACUAAGCAUUAGUUAGGUAAUGAGACUUCGUAGGAGUGUGUACCUAGAUUAUCAGCCAUUUGAUGGCUUUAUUUGCAUUAUCUUAUAAAGUUUGGCAAUUUCUAAAAUAUUACUGACUCAUAAGUGAUAUUGUAGUGAGAGUAUUUACCAUAUAUAUAUUUAUUAUUUAGGUACUACUUAAAGGUAAGUGCGUUGCUUAAACCUUGAGUUUUUGCCAGCUGAGCUUCAUCAUUUAUACGCUGCGAAGUGCGCUCUUGAGGCGGUAUAUUGUUUGAUGAAAAAUUCGGUAUGCUAUAUUUUGAAAAGAGUUUGCCGAGACAAGCACGAUUCUUUAUACCAUUGAGUCCAAGCUGUCUAGCUUUAUAUUCUGGUAGACUCUACCAUUUUUAUUUCGUAUUAUAUGUGUUUGUCGAAAGCUAAACUUAGUUAAGCUUUAGUAGCACAUUUUUCCCUGAUACUUCUUUCACCAGUUAAGAUUUGUUCCUGAGGUGGGUACAGAGAAUAGAAAAAAUAUGAAAUCAAGGACCAACAUCAUAAUUAUUCUGGUGCAGUUGUUUGGAGUUUCCCCAAAAUGCUUUAAAAAUGUUGAGCCUUUUGGAUAUGAAUGCUAGAGCAUUGUAAGAAGGUAAAACUGUAGGCUAUACAGAAUCCGAGGAACUCCUCGUCGCGGUGCCAUAUAAAAUUGGUUGUCUGAGUUCAAAACUCUAAAUUUCUUCUGUCGCGCCCUUUUCUAGGGAUCAACAAAUAAACAUUUCUUUCAACAAAAUAUGAUAUUCGAGGAUAUAUCAAAAACAUGACAUAUGUAGGUAGCAAAAAGAAAAUGCUUGUAUGUUCGGAAAUUUUCCACUAGGGUUAGUUGGUUGACAUUGUCAAAGCUUAGUAGUUUCUCGAUUGAAUACUGAUAUGUGAUGCCUGCUUGCAAAACGCUUCUUAGAAUGUAAAUAUUAGGUAGUCGAAAAAGUAUUUACGCAUUUUGUCAGUAGCUGUCAUACCAUAUAGUGUUGGAAAGGUGAGCUUUUAAGCUUCAAUUAACCAAAAAAAAAAUUAUAAGCCUUAUUCCUUAUUAUAAGUUCCUUCUCCGUAAUAUUCAAGCCGUCAGCCGUUGUAAGCGUUGAUGAAGAAGCUCUUCGGUGAACUCAAGGCUUUUAGAGCACUGUGAUUUGUGUAUAAAACUAGUAGAUUUAAGAUAGCUAAAAGAUAUAGGUAGUUUUAAAGCAAAUAUAAAACAUAUGUAGGUAUUUUUUUCUUUCUAUAAUAUAUUGCUCACUCUUUUUCUCCUUCAAUACUUCAUAUAAUAAGUCUUUUGUCACUUCCGAGUCAGCAUAUACAAAUUUUCAAUUGAAAUUUUAUAUUUUAAUCAUUAUUAUCUUGCUUUUACUGUAAGUGCAUGUAAAUAUCCAGCUUGAAACACUCGCUUCCAAUGAGAUUCUUUGAGAUUCUCUCGUCUACUGGUGCCAAACUAUGGCAACUGAUUCUGCAACGGAAAUGAGCCCUGAGUUGCACAAUCAUUUCGCCAUGAAUUGGCGCCAAGCGUCAGUGUGUGGAAUCCAAUGGAACUGCAGCGUUUCUAGUAACUUAGUUAGCAUCAUACACAGUUGGAUUACUCUUAGCGCUAACGCAAUUUAGUCACCUAGAGGAAGCAUUUCUAGCUGUGUGUAAAUAAUUUAUGAACUAACUUUUUUCUUAGGAACGCACUCAUGUUCAAAUAAAGUGUGUUUGCGACUAGUGGAAAAAGUGAGGAAAUAUUUUUUACUCUUAAGUAUUAAAAAUUCACAUAUCUCUGCCAAAGAAAUUACGUUAAAGUACCAAAAGUAAUGAAAAGUAUUAUUAAAAUUUGUAAUUACCGUAUAUAAUUCAUAAAGCUAGCUCUUAAGUAUUUAUUAUGUAAAGCAAGUUUGUUGGUCAUUAAAACUAACUGUAUAUAGGUAAAUAAAUACAUAUGUAAAGCGCAUUCGCAUAAAUGUUUACUUUGUGGCACUCAACUUGGCGAAACGUAGUAAUUAGGUAAGUAUUUGUACUUCUGCACCACAACAACAUUCAAAGCAAACAUUCUCCCUUUGCCGCUGCUGUUCCUUACUCCUUUUGCCUUUGACGUUGGCAAUUUUAAUAAGUUAUUCCUAGUAAAAUAGGCCCACUCGUCGCUUUCUGUACGGCAAGCCAGGGUACUCUUUAGCAAGAAAUUUAAUAAAUCAGAAAACACAAUUUUAUACACACUCGGCUAACGGCAUACACAGCGGCUGGCCAAUUAAGCCGCUUUGCACGAUAAGCCAGAAUU